This is a messenger RNA of Elephantulus edwardii (Cape elephant shrew), 3543 nucleotides long. RefSeq names its product diacylglycerol kinase, eta (gene DGKH). Gene Ontology annotation, biological process: lipid phosphorylation; intracellular signal transduction; diacylglycerol metabolic process. Lineage: Eukaryota; Metazoa; Chordata; Mammalia; Macroscelidea; Macroscelididae. Bases 1 to 3543 code for a protein of 1180 amino acids. Gene Ontology annotation, molecular function: ATP-dependent diacylglycerol kinase activity; protein binding. The transcript is spliced from 30 exons. The record is from RefSeq and is a predicted model, not a curated record.
AUGGCCGGGGCCAUCGGCCAGCACCACCCUCUGAGCGACGCUGGGGCUGACACCGAGAUCCCCUCUGCUGCCUCGGUAGGGCUCGGAGAAGAUUCUUCGGACAGCGAAGCAGAGCAGGAGGGACCACAGAAAUUGAUCCGCAAAGUGUCCACUUCAGGCCAGAUUCGGACCAAGACCAGUAUUAAAGAAGGACAACUAUUGAAGCAAACCAGUUCUUUCCAAAGGUGGAAAAAACGAUACUUCAAACUUCGAGGCCGUACCCUUUAUUAUGCAAAGAACUCAAAGUCUCUGAUAUUUGAUGAAGUUGACCUCUCAGAUGCCAGUGUCGCUGAAGCCAGCACAAAAAAUGCAAACAACAGCUUCACGAUAAUCACACCAUUCAGAAGAAUCAUGCUGUGUGCUGACAACAGGAAGGAGAUGGAGGACUGGAUCAGCUGCCUCAAGUCUGUACAGACUAAAGAACCAUUUGAGGUGGCCCAGUUUAAUGUGGAACAUUUCUCAGGGUUGCAUAACUGGUACGCCUGCUCCCAUGCCCGACCCACCUUCUGUAAUGUGUGCAGAGAGACCCUCUCUGGGGUCACGUCCCAUGGCCUCUCCUGUGAAGUGUGCAAAUUCAAGGCUCAUAAGCGGUGUGCAGUGCGAGCAACAAACAACUGCAAGUGGACGACUCUGGCCUCCAUCGGGAAGGAAGUUCUGGAGAACGAAGAUGGCGUAGCCAUGCCCCACCAGUGGCUGGAGGGCAACCUGCCCGUCAGCGCCAAAUGUGUUGUCUGUGACAAAACGUGCGGUAGUGUUCUCCGUCUGCAAGACUGGAAAUGCCUUUGGUGUAAAGCAAUGAUACACACUGCCUGCAAAGAAUUUUUCCCUCCCGUGUGUCCACUUGGCCAAUGUAAAGUAUCUGUCCUACCUCCAAUUGCACUGAACAGCACUGACUUUGAUGGUUUCUGUACAGCGACGUUUUCAUUCUGUGUCAGUCCUCUCCUGGUUUUUGUCAAUUCCAAGAGUGGGGAUAAUCUGGGAGUCAAGUUCCUCCGUCGAUUUAAGCAGCUGCUAAAUCCGGCUCAGGUGUUUGAUUUAAUGAAUGGAGGUCCUUGUUUAGGUUUAAGGUUAUUUGAGAAGUUUGAUAAUUUCCGGAUUCUUGUUUGUGGAGGAGACGGAAGUGUUGGUUGGGUUUUAUCGGAAAUUGAUAAACUCAACUUGAUCAAACAGUGUAAAGUUGGAGUAUUGCCGUUGGGUACAGGAAAUGACCUUGCUCGGGUCCUUGGCUGGGGAGGUUCCUAUGAUGAUGACACCCAACUUCCUCAGAUCCUAGAGAAGCUAGAACGAGCCAGUACCAAAAUGUUGGACAGGUGGAGUAUAAUGACAUAUGAACUCAAAUUGCAACCAAAAUCUCCUAUACAUCCAGUUUCUCCAGAACCACCUGCAAGAUUUUAUAUGACAUUAUAUGAAGAUUGUGUUGCAAUGCAUCUUAAAACCAUCCUCAGUAGUGAUGAGCACUCCAUGAUCACAUCUUCUGCAAAAAUAUUGUCUGCUACUAUAAAAGACUUCGUUGGCAAAAUAGAGAAGAACUAUGAUAAAACAUUGGACAAUUCUUGUGAAGCGGAAGUCAUAGCCAGUAAAUGUUCUAUCCUAAAUGAGAAGCUUGAACAGCUGCUCCAGGCUUUGAAAACGAAAGUCUAUGUCUGUCCAGAACCCUCAGGCCUAAGAGAAGGCACCCUGGAAGGAAACCCCUUGCGACCUUCCGGUGAAGAAUCCUUGUGUGAAGGCAAGGAGCAGUUCACCGAUAUCUUCACUUUCUCACAGAAACUCAUCCUGUCACGGGCCAACAGUUUAAAGGAAGCUGUGAGGCAGGUCAUUGAACAGGUUGAAAAAGCUGCGCAUUACCAGGUAGGCCAGCCCGGUGAUGUAGUUCCGCAGUUACUAGCGUUACCUCCGUGUGAGAACUCUGCAAUUCAAGAUGGUUGUCGGAUAGGUCAAAACCAAAUGGAUUUCUGCAGCUCUGCCUCAUUUAUGGCAGCUGGGAGAGAAAACCUUCCUGUACUGAAUACCAGAAUAAUUUGCCCAGGUUUAAGAGCAGGACUAGCUGCCUCAAUUGCUGGGAGUUCCAUUAUCAACAAAAUGUUACUAGCAAACAGUGAUCCUUUUGAACCAGAAUCAGACAGUAAAGAUAUAUAUGAUGAAAAAUGCGUCAUGAACAAUUACUUUGGUAUUGGAUUAGAUGCAAAAAUUUCAUUAGAAUUUAAUAAUAAGAGAGAAGAGCACCCUGAAAAAUGCAGGAGCCGUACUAAAAACUUCAUGUGGUAUGGUGUCCUUGGAACAAAGGAGUUACUACAGAGAUCAUACAAGAAUUUAGAGCAAAGGGUUCAACUUGAGUGUGAUGGACAGUAUAUUCCUCUCCCUAGUCUGCAAGGCAUAGCGGUGCUGAACAUUACCAGCUAUGCCGGUGGCACUAAUUUCUGGGGUGGAACUAAAGAGGAUGAUAUAUUUACUGCACCAUCCUUUGAUGACAAGAUACUAGAAGUUGUCGCAGUGUUUGAUAGUAUGCAGAUGGCAGUGUCAAGGGUCAUUAAACUCCAGCAUCAUCGAAUAGCCCAGUGCCGUACAGUAAAAAUCACUAUAUUGGGUAGUGAGGGACUUCCAAUCCAGGUGGAUGGUGAAGCAUGGGUGCAGCCUCCAGGGAUUAUCAAAAUUGUGCACAAAAACCGGGCUCAGAUGCUAACGAGAGAUCGAGCUUUUGAAAGCACUCUCAAAUCUUGGGAGUAUAAACAGAAGUGUGAUCCUAGUAAAACAGUGAUCAGAACCCAUUUGUAUAUUCAUAAUGCCGUUGACUUGGCAACAGAAGAAUUGUCUCAGAUGCAGCUGUGCUCAGCGGCGGCCGAGGAGCUCAUCACAAGGAUUUGUGACGCAGCCACAAUCCACUGCCUUCUGGAGCAAGAGCUGGCUCACGCUGUGAAUGCGUGCUCCCAUGCCCUGAACAAGGCCAACCCCAGGUACCCAGAGAGUCUCACGAGGGACAUUGCCACUGAAAUAGCCAUGAAUGUGAAGGCACUGUAUAAUGAAACGGAGUCCUUACUAGUUGGCAGGUGUCCUUUGCAAUUGGAAUCGCCCCAUGAGGAACGUGUGUCGAAUGCCUUGCACUGUGUGGAAGUGCAGCUACAAAAGUUAACGGAGAUUCCUUGGCUUUAUUGCAUGUUACAGCAAAACGAAGUCGAGGAGCCACCUAUGGAUGGUGCAAAAAGAAAUAACAAGAGCACAGUAUUCCGUAUAGUGCCGAAAUUUAAAAAGGAGAAGUUUUCGAAGCAGAAGACAAGUCCACAGCCUGUUCAGAAAUGGGGCACAGAGGAAGUUGCUGCUUGGCUGGAUCUGCUCCAUUUGGGAGAGUACAAAGAACUCUUCAUCCGCCAUGACAUCAGAGGGGCUGAACUCUUGCAUCUGGAAAGGCAAGACCUUAAGGACCUGGGGAUUCCGAAAGUGGGACAUGUGAAGCGAAUUCUCCAGGGAAUUAAAGAGCUGGAAAGGAGCACUCUAGAAGCUGAAGUGUAA